CUAGUUGCUCUUGCCUGCUGCACUGCGCUACUGUCCUGUGCCAAAGACAGACUUUCUCCAACAAGAGGCUGUUCUACUGAGAACCAGGAGUGCGAGUCAUUCACUGAUAUGCCUCUUCACAGAACUCAGAUCAGUGUGCGUGUUACCACCAUGGAUGCUGAGCUGGAAUUUGCCAUCCAGCCCAACACUACAGGGAAACAACUCUUUGAUCAGGUUGUCAAGACAAUUGGUCUGAGAGAAGUCUGGUUCUUUGGACUCCAGUAUCAAGAUACAAAGGGAUUCUCAACGUGGCUCAAAUUAAAUAAAAAGGUAACAGCACAGGAUGUACGCAAGGAAAGCCCUCUUCUUUUCAAAUUCCGAGCCAAGUUCUACCCGGAAGAUGUGGCUGAAGAGCUGAUCCAGGACAUCACACAGCGCCUGUUCUUCCUCCAAGUGAAGGAGGCAAUUCUGAAUGAUGACAUUUACUGUCCUCCAGAAACAGCUGUCCUACUGGCUUCCUAUGCUGUCCAGUCCAAGUAUGGCGACUUCAAUAAAGAAGUGCACAAGUCUGGUUACCUUGCUAGUGACAAACUGCUCCCACAGAGAGUUCUGGAGCAGCACAAGCUUAACAAGGACCAGUGGGAGGAGAGGAUCCAGGUGUGGCAUGAAGAACAUCGAGGAAUGAUUAGAGAAGAUGCUGUCUUGGAGUACCUAAAAAUAGCACAGGACUUGGAAAUGUAUGGUGUGAACUACUUCAGCAUUAAAAACAAAAAGGGCUCUGAACUCUGGCUAGGUGUAGAUGCUCUUGGACUCAACAUUUAUGAGCAGAAUGACAGGCUAACACCAAAAAUUGGAUUCCCUUGGAGUGAGAUCAGAAAUAUUUCUUUCAAUGACAAGAAGUUUGUGAUCAAGCCUAUUGACAAGAAAGCACCAGACUUCGUAUUCUAUGCCCCUCGGUUACGGAUUAACAAACGAAUCCUGGCACUCUGUAUGGGAAACCAUGAGCUCUACAUGCGCAGACGUAAACCAGAUACCAUUGAGGUGCAGCAGAUGAAAGCACAGGCUCGGGAAGAGAAGCAUCAGAAACAGAUGGAGAGAGCCCUGCUGGAGAAUGAGAAGAAGAAAAGGGAAUUGGCAGAAAAAGAGAAAGAGAAGAUUGAACGUGAGAAGGAGGAGCUGAUGGAAAAACUCAAGCAAAUUGAGGAGCAAACCAAGAAGGCUCAGCAAGAACUGGAAGAACAGACCCGUAGAGCCAUGGAGCUGGAACAGGAAAGAAAGCGAGCUCAGGAGGAAGCAGAAAAACUGGCUAAAGAACGUAGAGAAGCAGAAGAGGCAAAGGAAGCCCUGCUAAAAGCAUCCCAUGAUCAACAAAAGACCCAGGAACAACUGGCUGCUGAAAUGGCAGAACUCACAGCUAGGAUCACACAGCUGGAAUUGGCCAGGCAGAAGAAAGAGAGUGAGGCCCAGGAGUGGCAGCAGAAGGCACAAAUGGUGCAGGAGGACCUAGAAAAGACCAAAGAGGAGCUGAAGACUGCCAUGAGCACUCCUCAUGUCACUGAGCCAAUGCACUCUGAGAACGAGCAUGAUGAUGAGCAGGAUGAAAAUGCAGCAGAAGCCAGUGCUGAGCUUCGAUCAGAGGCCACCAUCAAGGACCGCAGCGAGGAGCAGCGUACCACUGAAGCAGAGAAAAACGAACGAGUGCAGAAACACUUGAAGGCUCUUUCCUCAGAGUUGGCAAACGCUCGGGAUGAAACCAAGAAGACGGCCAAUGAUAUGAUCCACGCUGAGAACAUGCGGCUGGGCCGAGACAAGUACAAGACCCUCCGUCAGAUUCGGCAGGGCAACACCAAGCAGCGCAUUGAUGAGUUUGAGUCCAUGUAAACUCUCCCCUGCGCUUGCCGCUCUGCAGUCCCUUCUCCCUUCUUUCUCAUCCUCUCCCAUCACUCACUCAUAAUCGUGCUGUGCUGGAACCACUACAGAAGAGCGACCAUGGUCUUAUUUAUAGAGUUUUUGGUAAAUGCUGGAGUUCAGCAACAGAAGAAAGAACGACACUUGCAUAUUCCUGGGAUAGCUUGGGAAAGCUAACUUGUAUUAGGGCAAAUCUGAAAUUCUAUGACUUUGGGUAAAGUCGUACUGCAUUUAGUUAGUUUUGCUUACUGAAAUGGCUGUGUAACUGUUCUCUCUCAUUGAGUAGGGAGGCCAGUAGAUACUUUCUCUGAACUAUAUAAAGUGCUAACAGUUUGACAUUGUGCCUUCCUACUAACUUGCACAAGCUUCAGUAUUAAGCUCUGAGGCCAGGAUCUAAAUUUCUGAUGUCAUUAAGGGUCUGAAUCACGUAGUUGAGAUGGAGUCUG
Messenger RNA from Centrocercus urophasianus (Greater sage-grouse), 2333 nucleotides. It is a transcript of the gene MSN, whose product is annotated as moesin. Gene Ontology annotation, molecular function: cell adhesion molecule binding; actin binding. The record is from RefSeq and is a predicted model, not a curated record. The transcript has 13 exons. Gene Ontology annotation, cellular component: cytoskeleton; apical part of cell; plasma membrane. Lineage: Eukaryota; Metazoa; Chordata; Aves; Galliformes; Phasianidae. The coding region runs from base 109 to 1860 and encodes 583 amino acids. Gene Ontology annotation, biological process: positive regulation of early endosome to late endosome transport; positive regulation of protein localization to early endosome; regulation of cell shape.